AUGACAAUUACACUCACAUCAUCGAACACUGAAUAUUUAACAAAAUGUGAAAAAGAAAUAAAUAAUUAUUUAAAAAGAUCUAUUUUUCAAAUGACUUUAGAUGGAUUUGAAAAUUGGAAUCAAUAUAUGAUCAAUGCUUUUUAUAAAUAUUGUAAAAAUCGAUCUGUUUUACCUAAAUUAGAUAAUCAACAACAAAUUAUUUUAUAUGGUCCUAUAAAUAAUGUUUAUGAAGUUAAUCAAAAAUAUCAAUUAACAAAUGCAUUAAUUCAAGAAAAAACAAAUUUAUUAUCAAUAUUUUCAAAAAAUACAUCAUUUAAUAAUUUCAAUAUAAUGUUAAGUUCUUCGUCAGAUGAUGCAACUAUAUCAUAUCGUUUAGCUAAUCAUCUUAUCGAUGAAGGUUUUUCUGUAUCAAUAAAUUCAAAUCAAUCAACCGAAUUCGAUUAUAUAUCAAAAGAAAUAAAUAAGUCUGUUUGUAUUAUUCUUUUUUUAAGUGAAAAUUAUUUUAAAGAUGAAUUAUGUGAAAAAGAAGCAAAAUAUGCUAAUGAAAUAGAAAAAUCUCUAAUUCCUGUUAAAGUUCAAAAUUAUGAACCAAUUGAAUGGUUACAAAAAUUAAUUGAAAAAGAAUCAUGUUUUCAAUUACUUGGUUCUGAAAGUCAUUCUAAGUUAGAAUAUGAUAAACUAUUAUUAAAAAUUAUGUUAAAAGUAUUUCAACAGAAAAAAACAUCAGCAAUUCCAUUUGCUUAUCGAUAUUUAUUAUCCGUUCCUUCCGGUUAUGAAUCCGAGACAACAGACAAACGCUGGCCUCUUCUCUUAUUCUUACAUGGUGCUGGAGAAUCGUAUAGUCCAAUUGAAAAAGUUCUAAAACAUGGUCUUCCCAAAUUAGUUCAUGCUUAUUCAUCCAACAAACAAGAUAAUCAUUCAAUGGAUAAUGUUAAUAUGGAAUGCGCACGAUUAGUAGCCGAAAACUUUAUUACGUGUAGUCCACAAGUUGAUCGAGAUUAUGGAUGGGAUUCAACAGUCUUGUCAGUUCUUUUGGAUGAAUUAGAACAAACAUAUCGUAUUGACAAAAAUAAAAUAUAUGUGACUGGUAUUAGUAUGGGUGGUUAUGGUACAUGGUCUCUCGCAAUGGAUCAACCUGCUCGUUUUGCUGCCAUAAUUCCUAUAUGUGGUGGGGGCGAUGAUCAGCGUGUUUCACUUUUGAAACAUUUACCCAUAUGGAAUUUUCAUGGAAAAUUAGAUGAUGUGAUACCAGUUGAAGCAUCAUUAUCAUUAAUUAAAGUAUUGAAUAGUCCACUUUGCAAAUCAACAGUUUAUCCGAAUCUAACACAUGAUUCAUGGACAGAAACAUAUAAUAAUUCAGAGAUUUACAAAUGGCUACUUGAACAAACUAAGAAUGUAUAA
Molecule: messenger RNA, 1401 nt
Organism: Rotaria sp. Silwood2
Lineage: Eukaryota; Metazoa; Rotifera; Eurotatoria; Philodinida; Philodinidae
Source: the annotation of a GenBank genome assembly